Molecule: messenger RNA, 3280 nt
Organism: Solanum stenotomum
Lineage: Eukaryota; Viridiplantae; Streptophyta; Magnoliopsida; Solanales; Solanaceae
Product: receptor-like protein 9DC3
Exons: 1
Coding region: 1-3228 (1075 amino acids)
Molecular function (GO): protein binding
Source: RefSeq, a predicted model, not a curated record
AUGUCCGAAGAGUACUUUAGUUAUUGGUCAUGUCAUGAUGAUACUUCUUUCCCAAAAACAAAGUCUUGGAAUGAGAGUAGGGAUUGCUGCAGUUGGGAUGGAGUCACUUGUGACUUACUAAACGGUCAUGUUAUCGGGUUAGACCUUAGUUGUAGUCAGCUUGUUGGCAAUUUUCAUCCCAAUAGCAGCCUCUUCCAACUUCAUCAUCUCCACACACUAAACCUUGCUUACAAUGACUUCAAUUAUUCUUCAAUCCCACAUAACAUUGGCCGAUUGAGGAAUUUGAGGCAUCUCAACCUUUCUCAUGCUUGGUUUCAAGGGAAAAUCCCAACAGAAAUCUCAUACCUUUCCAAUUUGGUUUCACUUGAACUUUUAAGUUAUGAUUUACAACUUGAUGAGAGAACAUUUGAAACAAUGCUUCACAACUUUACAGAUCUGGAGUUACUAGCUCUCCCUCUUGGCGACAUCUCAUCGCCGAUACCUGUAAGUAUUCAUCCUAAUAGCAGCCUCUUCCAGCUUCAUCAUCUCCACACACUAAGCCUUGAUUACUAUUACUUUAAUCCUUCUUCGAUCCCACAUAACAUUGGCCGAUUGAGGAAUUUGAAGCAUCUAAAACUCUCUGGCUUUGAUGGGAAAAUGCCAAUAGAAAUCUCAUAUCUUUCCAAUUUGGUUUCACUUGAUCUUUCUUCUUUUUAUGGUUAUGGAUUACAACUUGAUGAGAGAACAUUUGAAGCAAUGCUUCAGAACAUGACAAAUCUGGAGCUACUUUCUCUCUAUAAAGUCAACAUCUCAUCUCCUAUACCUGUGAAUAUUUCUUCUUACUUAAGGUACCUGGAUCUUGGUUAUACUAAUCUGCGAGGUGUUCUCACAGAGAGCUUUUUCCUUCUGCCAAACAGCUUGGAAACGCUCUAUUUGAGUGGGAAUGAUCUUCUCAAAGGAGAUUUACCAAAGAUCCACCGGAGCAACACUCUGUUAAUGGAGUUGGAUAUUUCAUACACAGGCAUCUCUGGUGAGCUGCCUCAUUCAAUUGGCACCUUCAGUUCCUUGAAUAGAUUGUACCUCCAAGUAUGUCAAUUCUCUGGUUCCAUUCCUGAUUCCAUAGGCAACCUAACACAAAUUAGGGAGUUGUAUUUAUCUAAUAGUCAUUUCACUGGCCACAUUCCUUCCACAAUCUCUAAAUUGAAGCAUCUCACACGUUUACAUCUUUACUCCAACUCCUUUUCAGGUGAAAUUCCUGAUGUUUUCUCUAACCUCCAAAAUCUAAGGUAUUUAGAUCUUUCUUCCAACUCCUUUUCAGGUGAAAUUCCUGAUGUUUUCUCUAACCUCCAAGAGCUACGUUAUUUAGAUCUUUCUUAUAACAACUUCAACGGUUCGUUUCCCGCUUCAAUUUUAAGUUUGACACAUCUUGAAUACUUACGAUUGUCGAGUAAUUCCAUUUCUGGCCCACUGCCUAGCAACCAAAGCAUUCAAAAGCUAACUUCUGUGGAUUUGUCAUACAACUCACUGAAUGGUACCAUACCAUCUUGGGUGUUUAGCCUGCCUUUGCUAUCUUCAGUGUCGCUCCAACAUAACCAAUUCAGAGGUCUAGCCGAUGAAGUGAUCAAAACAAACCCAACAUUAAAAGAACUGCAUUUAAGCAAUAAUCAACUCAGUGGUUCUUUUCCUCAAUCACUUGUGAAUCUCACAAACCUUGAAACCCUUGGAAUUUCAUCAAAUAACAUCACCAUUGAUGAGGGAAUGAAUAUCACCUUUCUUAGCCUAUCAUCUUUAUUCUUAUCAUCUUGUCAACUGAAGGAUUUUCCACACUUCUUGAGAAAUGUAAAGACACUUGUGUACUUGGAUAUUUCUAACAAUAAGAUUCGUGGUCAAAUUCCUGACUGGUUUAGCGGCAUGAGGUGGGACUCGUUGCAGUUCCUAAACCUUUCUCAUAAUUCAUUAACAGGCCACCUACCACAAUUUCGUUACCAUAACCUACAGUAUCUUGAUCUGAAAUUUAACUCCCUUCAGGGUCCACUACCUUUAUCCAUUUGUAACAUGAGUUCACUUAUCUUAUUAGAUUUAUCACACAACUACUUCAGUGACUCAGUUCCACAUUGCUUGGGAAGCAUGGCUAGUCUAACGGUGCUGGACUUAAGAAGGAACAAUUUCACAGGGAGUCUUCCUCCAUUAUGUGCACACAGCACUUCAUUGAGUACCAUUGUCGUAAAUGGUAAUCGAUUUGAAGGACCUGUCCCUGUGUCGUUGCUCAAAUGUCAUAAUUUAGAAGUCCUUGAUUUGGGGAACAAUGCUAUAAAUGACACGUUUCCAGCUUGGCUCGGAACUCUUCAAGAACUACAGGUCCUUCUAUUAAAGUCGAACAAGUUCCAUGGACCUAUAAGUACGUGUCAGACUAAGUUUUGCUUUCCCAAGUUGCGAAUUUUUGAUCUUUCUCGUAAUGAUUUCAGUGGCUCACUUUCUGCAAAAGUUUUUGGAAACUUCAAGGCAAUGAUCAAAUUAGAUGGUGAAGACACAGGAAAUAUCAAGUACAUGGAAUCUGUGUUGAAUUCGUCAUUUGACACAUCGUAUGAGGAUUCAGUGAGUUUGGUAAUCAAAGGGCAGGAUAUUGAGCUACAAAGAAUCAGCACAAUUAUGACAACCAUAGAUCUCUCAAGCAACCAUUUUGAAGGUGUGAUUCCGGAAACACUAAAGGACCUCAGCUCACUUAGGCUACUCAAUUUAUCCCAUAACAAUCUCAUAGGUCAUAUUCCAGUGGAAUUGGGGCAAUUGAAUAAGCUUGAAGCUUUAGAUCUCUCUUGGAAUCGGCUCACUGGAAAGAUUCCGCAGGAAUUGACAAGAAUGAACUUUCUGGCAAUCUUAAACAUCUCUCAUAAUCAUCUCGUCGGACCAAUUCCUCACGGUCUACAGUUCAACACAUUUGAAAAUGACUCGUACGGUGGCAACCUUGAUUUAUGUGGUCUUCCAUUAACAAAGAAAUGUGGAACGAGUGAUUCAUCGCAUAUUCCUCAACCAUUGGAGUCCAAAGAAGAAGAUGGCGAAUCAUAUUUUUUUAGUGGAUUUACUUGGGAAUCAGUAGUCAUAGGCUACAGUUUUGGACUAGUUGUUGGAACUGUCAUGUGGAGUCUCAUGUUUAAAUAUCGUAAGCCAAAAUGGUUUGUGGAAUUUUUUGAUGGACUCAUGCCUCACAAAAGAAGAAGGCCAAAGAAGAGAGCUCAGAGACGAAGGACUUAAUGGAAGAUUGAGAGGGCAAACUUGUCUUUGUUUGAUUUUGUGGAAUAAUUAG